AGAGAGUUAGCUUUACUCAAUUCAAAAGAUAGUAUUGAUUUGCUCUUGGUACAAACGCAGGGAGGUAGCAGACAGGUUAGAUUCCAACCUCGAUUUGGGAACCUUUUGGCAUGUUCUACAGGAAAUAUUAUUAAUAUAUUUGAUGUGGAGACUAACAGCAUCCAACAACAGUUACAAGGACAUGUCGGAGAUGUCCGUUCUAUCUGUUGGGAUAUGAGCGGGAAUUUUCUGGCAUCCGUGAGCGAGGAUAGUGCACGGAUAUGGUGUGUUAGCGGAAGAAAGUGUUUACAUGAACUGCGCUCCAGUGGCAAUAAGUUCCAGUCAUGUACUUUCCACCCUGACCGCGCUCAAAUCUUGGCGAUUGGUUCUCAUGAGUUACUGGAGCUGUGGAAUCCAAUGUACCAGAGCCACAGAACUUGGCCACACCAAGCACAUGAUGGCAUAAUUUCUUCAUUUGCAAAUUCUCCUCAGACAGGAACCAUAGCCUCAGUGAGUCAUGACCGGUUAAUUAAUCCCAAUCAAAAACCCAGCACUCACAAAUCACAGACACACACAAAAUAUGGAGUUGAAAGAUCGAGUAAAAGAGAAGAAGAAUCAUCAGCAAAAGCAGUACAGGUUGGAACUUUGGCUCCUGGAAUCAACGGUGAUACUUGGUAUACGCUAAGGAGUUGCAUUUUUAAUGUUGGGUUUGUGUCUUGCUGUUAUAUUGGACUUGGCUUUCUCGUCAAGUACUUUUCUUCUUCUUAGCAGAUUGGGAAAGUGAAAGCUACUACAGAUCGUAUUACGAAUGACACUAUUAACAGCUACUUAUCCCGGGGAGAUACUGGUCUGAUUGGUGCAAGUAAUUCACUCGCUGCAUUGAGGAAAAGUAUUGCUGCUUGCAUUGAGUCUGACCGGAAAG
Messenger RNA from Nicotiana tabacum (common tobacco), 901 nucleotides. Lineage: Eukaryota; Viridiplantae; Streptophyta; Magnoliopsida; Solanales; Solanaceae. The record is from RefSeq and is a predicted model, not a curated record.